GAAAGAAGAGAAACAUACACUUUCUUCUUCUUCAAUCUGAACACACAUUUUGGAAAAUUUUGAUGUAAGAGUUCUGUUUGCAACGGUUUUCUCUGAGAUCUUCUUCCCAGAGGUUCUAUCAGAAGAAGAAGGAUAAAGUUUCAUUUCAAACUCAAUGGAAAACGACAACACUUUUAGCUCUCUGGAUAAUGUCAUGACUAACCAAAAUAAUCUUCUCAUGGAUUUGAUACCUUCAAGAGAAGAUUCCACUUCAUUUUCAUCAAUGCUUCCAUGGAAUUUCAUGAGACCAGAUCCUCUACAAAUGGGUGGAUUUGAUAUUUUCAAUUCUUUUCUCACUAACAAGUACUUAUCAUCUACUUCAAGCUCUAUCAAUGUUCAAGAAAGCUUUGAGGUCAUGGCUCCUCCUCCUCUUCUUCCAUUUCAUCAUUUGGAUCAUUUAAGACCAUAUGAUGAUUCCUCAAACAACAUGUGGAGUUUUGGAGAAAAUAGUGGAUUUCAUCCAUAUUCAUGUGUAGAAGGUGUUGAGGGUCCUAGUGAACCAAUAGCAUCUACAUUUGCUGAAGAAGAUGUUUCUGAUGAGUGCUCAGAGAUAAAUCCUUAUGGUGCUACCAAAAUGACCUCAGAGCAAGCUUCUUCGAGCAGCAAAGACAUUUCUAAUAAUGUCUCUCAUGUUAUAUUUGGCUCGAAGUACCUUCACUCUGUUCAAGAAAUACUAUCUCAUUUCGCCACAUACUCCCUCAACAACUUAGAGAAUCAUCCUCAAUGCUACUUUUCAUCUCAAGGAACUGAGUCAGGGGCUGCUGAUUCAGCCUUUACUGCGUUUCUUGAAGGCGGUUUUGAUCAAAGACGAGCACUAGAAACAAAGAAAAGGAAUCUCUUGAAUCUUCUUCAAAUGGUGGAUGAUAGAUGUAGUCAUUGCGUUGACGAGAUUCAUACAGUUGUAUCAGCUUUCCAUGCAGCAACCGAGUUAGACCCGCAGCUACACACCCGGUUUGCACUCCAAACCAUCUCGUUCCUAUACAAGAACCUGAGGGAGAGAAUCAGCAAGAAGAUACUUAUGAUGGGAUCAGUUUUAGAGAGAGGCAAAGAGAAGUCUCAAGAAAACUCACUCAUCCACCAGCAUUGCCUUCUUCAGCAGCUGAAGCAUAAGAACCAUCAGAUAUGGAGACCGCAACGAGGCUUGCCUGAGAAAUCAGUCUCGGUUCUAAGGACUUGGAUGUUCCAAAACUUUCUUCACCCUUACCCAACGGAUUCAGAGAAACAUCUUCUUGCUAUACGAAGUGGAUUGACAAGAAGUCAGGUAUCAAACUGGUUUAUAAAUGCGCGGGUUAGGCUAUGGAAGCCCAUGAUAGAAGAGAUGUACGCAGAAUUGAACAAGAGGAAGCUGAACAACACUCAACUUCAAGGCAAUGGAGGAAGUCGUAGGAUACCAAAGUCCAUAAUGAUGACCCAAGAAAGGAACAAAUAGGAUAAUGAUUAUGUGGUAACUUGUAACGCAAUCGCUACUAUAAUUAUCAGACAAACUAAGUAUUAUGAUUGCUUAUGUUAUAAUUGUAUAUACAACUUCUCUUUUAUCUCAACUAUUUCAUAAUUCUUUUGGCA
Molecule: messenger RNA, 1602 nt
Organism: Brassica rapa (field mustard)
Lineage: Eukaryota; Viridiplantae; Streptophyta; Magnoliopsida; Brassicales; Brassicaceae
Product: homeobox protein ATH1
Biological process (GO): regulation of DNA-templated transcription
Molecular function (GO): DNA binding
Source: RefSeq, a predicted model, not a curated record